Rhodotorula toruloides NP11 is the source of this 420-nucleotide messenger RNA. RefSeq names its product cAMP-regulated phosphoprotein family protein. Gene Ontology annotation, molecular function: protein phosphatase inhibitor activity. The record is from RefSeq and is a predicted model, not a curated record. Bases 1 to 420 code for a protein of 139 amino acids. NCBI's taxonomy places the organism in Eukaryota, Fungi, Basidiomycota, Microbotryomycetes, Sporidiobolales, Sporidiobolaceae. Gene Ontology annotation, cellular component: cytoplasm. The transcript is spliced from 3 exons.
AUGCUGCCGAACCGCCAGAAGGUCGACAUCAGCUCGUUCUCCGAGCAGGAGAAGGAGCUCUUCCAGAAGUACGGAAAGGUCCCAGCCCACAAGAACCUGCUCGCCAACAAGCUCAAGGAGCGCAAGUACUUUGACUCGGGCGACUACGCCAUGUCCAAGGCGGGCGUCUCUCCCCCUCAAUCCGUCGGCACGGCCAUCCCCUCUCCCGCCGACAUCCCUCACGCCUCUCCGCCCUCGAACCAGUCUGGCGCGCAGAACAUUCCCGGCGCGUCGACGAGCCCGAACAGCGGAGGUUUCCACGGCGGAAGCGGCAGCCCCGGCAGCCCUGGUAGCGGAGGGGUCGGCGUCGGCGUCAGUCCUGGGACGUACGGCUCGCCCAGCAAGGAGCCGAUCUCGAUGCACCACCCGCACAGGUCCUGA